This is a messenger RNA of Asparagus officinalis (garden asparagus), 730 nucleotides long. RefSeq lists its product as uncharacterized. The transcript has 4 exons. The coding region runs from base 4 to 558 and encodes 184 amino acids. Lineage: Eukaryota; Viridiplantae; Streptophyta; Magnoliopsida; Asparagales; Asparagaceae. The record is from RefSeq and is a predicted model, not a curated record.
GAGAUGGAAGGAGGUGGAUGCAAUGAGAGGUCCAGUGCUCCAUUGUUACCUAGGUUAGAUCGCCUCGAUGUUCUGAUGAACUACGUAGAGAAGAAAAGCAAUUUACCAAGACGGAACAAUCACAUGACGUCUCCCUUCGAGAGACGAUGCAUUCCCUUGGAUGUGGCCCUGAGCGAAGCCCGUAGUAGAGGAUCCUUAUUGGAUCGGGUCGCUUUGCUUGAGCAUCGUUUGAUCCAGCUAACCUUAGAGAUGGAAUCAAACAGUGAUUCGAGCUGUUCGACACUAUAUACUUGUCAAAGCUCAUCAACUAAUAGGCAACAUGCAGACGAUGACUUCCAUAGAUUUGAUGGGAGAAGCAUUGACCACCUCAGUGACAAUCAACAUCAAGUAAGAAAACAUAACCAUAAUCCACAGGUUAAUGGGGAGCAAAGGGUGAAAAGUUCAGUGAAGAAGAAUUAUCCUCUGGAUGCGCGAGAAUCAUUGUUAACCACAUCAAAGAGUAAGACCAAGAACAAAUCUAGAAAGAGUUGCCGCUGCAAGAGAUUACUAGGCUGCUAAAUUUUAUGUUGAAUGGGUUAAUUUAGCUUCUUCUACUUUGUUGGUUUGUGAUCUUUAUAGUUCCUCACUUGACAGAGCAUAUGAAAUAAACAUUGUAUUUGUUAAUUAAUUGAGAAGCUGUUUCUCACAUGUAAGAGCUUGAUUCUAUGUGGAAGAUCAAAAGAGUUCAAAG